UUCGUGUUCUCUCUACAAACGUACAUAGAUCUCGCUCUUCUUUCCCCUACUUCCUAUAAUCGUUCUCGCGAUGAGCUUUAAUCUUCUGUUAUUCGCGGCAAUUUCGAAGUGGACCAUUUCGUAUUCUCGACAUAAUGAGCCGGCAAUUUGAAUGACUGGAAAAACGAGUUUGACGAUCGAUCGUUAAAAGUAUUCGCGCGUAUAGUGUAUCUUGUGACGUUUCUAAAUCAAAACCAAUCGAAAUAUUAAUAAUCAGAUUUAAGUAUUAAUCUUCACUGUCAUCGUGCAAUAGUCCAAGUAUUAUCGUACCUUUCUUUUUCUCUCUCGCACACACGGACACACACACACACACACACACACACACAUGCGCGCGCUCACUCAUCAUUCGUUCAUUCUACACGUACAAGAUAUAUAUAUAUAUAUAUAUAUAUAUGUAUAUAUAUGUAUAUAUAAAGAAAGACCGUUCGUCUAAUUUGUGUGGUGAAGUCCGUUAACAACCGUUCGGUGUUCCAUUAAAUAACGUUCCAUAGGCCGCUCGUGCGGCUCGGUAUGGGUAUCUGUUUCUGCUUAAAUUAGUGCACAGUGCGUGCCACAGCCUUACUCAACUCGAACUCUCCGCUCCUCGUCUAACCAAAGCCGAAUCAUUAUGCCAGUGAUAAUACGUCGUUGCCUGUUGCUGUCCCGCUGUUACGCGUUCGAUAUCAAAGGGAAAGAAUGUUUCCACCUGAAGACAUUUGACUUAUAUAUUAUUGGUGCAAUUAUGGUGAAAUCAAUUUGAUAAUAAAAAUAAUCAAUUGAGAUGAGACGCUAAGGAUGCAACGAGGUCAGUUGAGAGAUAUUUCCUCCUGGAUGACUCGUCUGUUUCCUGAACCCAGCGAGAGAAUGGAGGCUUUUAAAAUGUUUGGAUCAAAAACAAGCUGUCCUACCAGUACAUUUUAUACAGAUUUAGAGAUAACCGAAAGCAAAGAUGUAGUUACAGAAGAAUACGAAGAAGAACAAUGUUCUAAAACUUCACGAUCAUUGAAGCAACAGAGUGGAACUAACGAAGAUGGAAACUCUCAAGAUUUGGAUAUACAAACUAAUACGGAAGAUCAUCAAUAUUCAAGACAUUCCUUUCAUAGAAUUGCAAGUUUUGGAGGUUUUCCAAGGUUUCAACCAUUCGUUAUGUCAGCCUCUUCUCCAGCAGCAUGUAUUGAUAUCGGUAGAAAUGAAGAGACAUCCAAAGAAACUUCCUAUGUUGCAAUGUCCCACAGUGUUUUAGAAUAUAGAAGUAGCAGGUAUGCGGCAUCUGAAAGAAAUUCUCAUCAAUAUACAUUAGAUCCAUACGCUAUCAGUGAAUCUGAAAGCGAAGAAGAAUCAGAGGAGACUAGAUCUUCUGAAACAGAAUCUAUUAUCGCUGUGGAACAGACAGAUGAAUCUACAUCCGAGCCAAAAUUACGCGUACAAAGAAGUUCUCCUGAUUCAAAAAGGAAAAAAGCACGUCGUGUAGCAGAAGAGUUAUUAGCAACUGAAAAGAAAUAUGUUAACAUACUACACCUCAUUGAUCAAGUAUUUCAAUUCAGAGUUGAUCAAGAAAAUAGAGCACAUCCCAUGUUUCCACCUGAAACGGUUCAACACAUGUUUUCAAAUAUCAAGUCUAUUUACAAAUUUCACAAUGACUUUUUAUUGCCUCAAUUGGAAGAAAGAAUGCAAUGCUGGGAUUCUAACCCUAGAAUUGGAGAUAUCAUGAAAAAUUUUGCACCUUUUUUAAAAAUGUACACAGAGUAUGUAAAAAAUUUUGAUUACGCAAUGAAUCUGAUAAAUACAUUGCAAAGCAAAGUCGCAAGAUUUGCAGCAAUAAUUAAUGAUAUACAAAAAUUGGAUGAAUGCGCUAAAUUGUCACUGCCACAUCACAUGUUAAGUCCAAUACAAAGAUUACCAAGAUACGAAUUACUCCUUAAAGAUUAUUUAAAAAAUCUCACUGAAGAAAAUUCAGAUUAUGAAGACACAAAAAGAGCUUUAGAAUUAGUAUCUACUGCUGCUAAUCAUACAAACGAAGCAAUGAAAAAAAUAGAUAAAUUUAAGAAACUUUUGGAAAUACAAGAAAGUAUAUAUGACGCGACCGAUCUAGUCAGUGCAACACGCGAACUUAUUAAAGAAGGUCGUAUCGUCAAAAUUUCGGCGAGAAGUGGUGAUCAUCAGGAUAGACAUUUGUUUUUGUUUAGUGAUCUAUUGUUAUUGUGUUCAUUAAGACUGAUACCUGGUCCUCCAUAUCGUUUACGAGCCAAAUUUUUAGUCGAAGAUUUACAAGUAGUUGAAGGUGAUAAUUUAGAAACUGCAAAUACUUUUUAUAUUAGAGAUGAAAAUAAAAGCGUGGAGUUAUAUACACAUUCAGCGGCAGAGAAAGCUUCGUGGUUAGAUGCAUUAUUUCAAACUAUGCAGGAAAUAAUGAGAAGAAAAGCUAGUUUGAAAACUGGUAAUGCUAAAACAUCUUUAGUUAAAGCUGACGAUGUGACUAGAUGUAUGGUUUGCGAAGUAAUUUUUUCAGUCAUGAAAAGGAAACACAAUUGUAGAGCAUGUGGAAUUGUUGUUUGUAGUAAAUGUUCAAAUCAAAAGUUAUUAUUUGAAGACAAUAAGAAUAUGAGAGUAUGUAGACUAUGUCACGCUGCUCUAACUCAACCUCUUAGCAAAUCUCCGUCGUCUCCGUCAGGACCAGUGCCAAGCUUGUUGCAAGUUUCAGCAAGUGCAUCAUCAGUAUUGUCUGGUUAUCUUUUAUUAAAAACCCAAGCAAGCAAACCUUGGACCAGACGAUGGUUUGCGUUGCAUAUCGACUUUGUUUUAUAUUCUUUUAAAUCAGAAACAGAGAGUAUGGCCAUGACAGCAACACCUAUGCCAGGUUUUAUGGUAACGGACGGUGCAAUGUUAACAGACGAGGAUCCUUUAAGUAGCAAGGAUCGUAUAAGAGCAUUUAAAAUGCAUCACUCUAGGAAAUGUUAUUAUCUGCAAGCUUCUUCCGAAAACGACAAAGAAAAAUGGAUGCAUGCAUUGCAAUUAGCUACAAAAGCUGAACUACCUCAUUUAACUGAGAUUGAACAGGACGAACACGCACAAGAAUGUCAAUCGUUAAACGAUAUACAAUGAAAAUUUAUAUCUUUGCAUCUACAAACUAGCCAAUUUUGUACUAUCCUUUUCGUAAAUUAGGUAAUAGGAAUCUGUAAAAUAAUCGUUAGUUAGCUAUAUUUAAAAAAGAAAAAAAAAAAAAAAAAAAAGAAAGAAAGAAAAAAAAUGACGUUAACUUAUGUUAUAUAUAUAUAUUGUUAUUAGUGUACACUACGAUCGAAGUCAAUAGCGAGACGAAACGCUGUCAUGACGCUUGUUGUUUUGUAAUGUUCUGUUAUAGUAUAUUUAUAAAAAUAUAUAUAUGUCGUUUAAAUACAAUAUGCUACAUAUAUAUGCCGAUAAUAAUUGAAAAAAAGAGAUAUUGAUCAAUCGAUCAAUCUUUAGAGAAAAUAAAUCGCUUAAAUGCUAACUAUCAUAUCUAAAUAAAUAACGCAAGUCGAAGAAUCGGUUUUAUCAUGAGAGUAACAAUUUUAUCGAUAAAUAUCUUAUCUCGUAACGUCGAAUCUUAUAUCUCGCUAUUUUAAUAAUUAACUAUUCGCGUAUAAUAUAUACACUCUGAUUUAGAGAGAUUGAAAGAGAGAGAGAGAGAAAGAGAGAGAGAGAGAGAGAGAGAGAGAGAGAGAGAGAGAGAGAGAGAGAGAGAGAAUAGCGUUCUAUUGUAGUAUAUACAUUAUUGUAUAUCUUUCUUGUCAACGAUUUUGAAGAAGAACUAUUUGAAGAAAAAAAAUACAGAUUUAUAAGAAGAUCAUAUUAACUAUCUUUAUUCGUACGUCUUUUUAAAUGCACGUGUACUCCACUCGCCGGAUUCGUGAAUACAGUUAAAGGACUAAAUACAUUUUGCUUAUUAUGGUUGAGAGUCAUUUUAUAAUGCAUGACCAAUGUGACCACUGCUAUCUUUGUUAUUAAAAUUCCUAGUCUCUGACCUAAAGAGAUUAGAAUGAGAAAUAAAGCAGAAAAAGAAAGAAAGAAAUAAAGAAAAUUAUAGUCUCUUAAAAGGAAGGGAAAAAGAAAAGAUAAUGGUAAACUUACCAACGCAUGAUCUUGGCCCAAUACCAAAAGCAAGACAACCAAUAGAAUUGUAUUUUUCGUCUUUCUCUCUCAAAGGAUUGAACUGAAUUGGAUUAGAAAAGUACUUGCUGUCUGUGUUAAUGCCAUUAAGAGAAAUAUAAACAGGUGUACCUUCCUUUAUUGUCAAAUCCGUCCCAGGCAGCUAAAUAUAUAGGAAUGAUAUAUGAUUAUUACUAUAGAAUCCAACGAAAUAUAUAUAUAUAUAUACAUAUAUAUUAUACCUUAUAAUCUCUUAAGGUAUUCCUAUCAAUUACUGGCAAAGGAGGAUAAAGUCUCAAAGUUUCUUCUAAUACAGCAUCCAAGAAGGUCAUCUCGUUUAAGGCCUCUAUCGUAAUUUCGUCAUUUUUAAUGAAUUUUUUUAUCUCAUUAUACAAACGUUCUUCGUAUUCUGGAUGAGUGGCUAACUCGUAAAGAGCAAAUGUAAUAACCGACGAAGAUGCUUCAAAGCCGGCAAUAUAGAAAGCAACUGCUUGGGCCAAUAGAUUAUCACCUUCGAACUCUGUCAAAAAAAGAAAAGAAAAGAAAAGAAAAGAAAAGAAAAGAAAAGAAAAGAAAAGAAAAAACAAUUCAAUGGAAAAUGAUCAAACAAUCAAAUCAACGAAGGAUCGAAAAAGGAGGGAGCAAGGGAGAGAGAGAGAGAGACGAAUUAAAAAUCAUUGAAAAAUCAACUCACUAAAGUUAGAUAUCUGUUCUCCUUUCUUCAAAGUUAAUAAAGAAUCUAUUAGAUCUUCUCUCUUAUAACCAAUUUUUUCACGAGUGUUCAUAGAGUCCCAAAAUACACGACGAAAGAAUUCAGCUGGCUUUUUGCUAAAUGGUUCAAUAAAAGUCAUAAUUUCUGGUAAGAAGAAAAGUAUUAUGAGGAUAAUACCACGCUUUGUUCCAGUCAAUAUCUUCUGUCCUAUUUAAUUUAUAAAUGAUAUUUAUAUUAAUUAUUAUAUAUUAAUGUAAUACACCGGUACUUUUUUUCUUUUUUCCGAAUAAAAAAAUCAAGGACUAAUAUCUUUUUUUUUUUUUUUUUAUUUUUUUUUUCUUUUCUUUUUUUCUCUCUCUCUUAUUUUUCGAAUAAAUAUCUACCUGCUUUCCAAAAUGCAGUAUCAUUUUCGUUGAAUGAAUUAGUCGUUAUACCGAAAGCCAACGAUGAGAUAACAUCUGUAGUAUAUUUCGAACUUAAAAUUUUCAACUCGAACUCAUUCAAAUCAUCAGCAUUCGCUAGUUUAUUGUCGAUAUAUUCCAACAUUGGAUUACAACAUUUUAAUAUCAAUGGAAUCAUUUUCUUCAACUUUUGUCCCGUUAAAGUAGGUGUUAUCUUAGUUCUCAGGUAUUUCCAUUUUGGUUGAUUGAUGCCAAGAAGAUUAAUUAAACCAACCGAAUCCUUUUCUUUCUUUCCUCCGAAUAUUCGAUCGGAAAACACGUUAAAAUCCUUCACCAGAAUUUGUUUUAUUAGCCUCACAUCUCUAAUCAUCAGAGCUGGCUUAUGGAAAAUGUAGAAACCGAUGUAUGGGUCGUCGUCACGGUCGCCAAAAUUAUAUAUAUUUUGAAGUACCACUCCUGCUGGAUUUUUAAACAUUAUGAUGUCCUUGAAGUUACCAAAUAUCAAGUGAAUCGGUGGACAUUUCACUCCGAGUCUAUUCCAAUAUGAUAAUUUAUAUUUUGAGUACAAAAAUAGUGUAAUUAAUGAUAAAAAUAAUAUGGUAAUGAAAUGAUUUAUGUCAAUCGAAUAUCCAAGCAUGACGGAAUAUUCUUUUCUUUCCCUUGUCUCCUUUUUCUUUUAUUUAUUUAUAUAUACGUAUAUUUUUUGAUUUUUCCUUUAUUUUUAAUCCUUCGCCGUAAAAGGAAUACCUGUUGAAAAAUAUAUAUAGACAUGAUUUAGUUAAAUUAGUUGAGACUAAUUAUAGAAUGUGAUUAAAUGUCAUGAGAAAAAAAGAAAAAAGAAUAUCGAGAGAAAAGAUCAAACAUGGAUAAACGGAAAUUUAUAAAUCAAAUUCAAUAUAUAUACGCAGGUAACA
Vespa velutina is the source of this 6173-nucleotide messenger RNA. Its product is annotated as FYVE, RhoGEF and PH domain-containing protein 1-like. NCBI's taxonomy places the organism in Eukaryota, Metazoa, Arthropoda, Insecta, Hymenoptera, Vespidae. Gene Ontology annotation, cellular component: cytoplasm. Gene Ontology annotation, biological process: filopodium assembly; cytoskeleton organization. The record is from RefSeq and is a predicted model, not a curated record. The transcript has 8 exons. The coding region runs from base 814 to 3120 and encodes 768 amino acids. Gene Ontology annotation, molecular function: guanyl-nucleotide exchange factor activity; metal ion binding.